AUGGCAAUCUCAGUGUCCAAGAAAAAAACCAAAGCAACCAAAAUGGCGGAGGAGAGACAGGAUUCUUGCUGUUGUUUCUUCAACACCCUCCUGUGCAGAGUCAUUUUCAGGGUCCCUACUGUGAUUCUCCUCUUCAUCCUCAUCUUCUUGUGGUCCUCCUCGACCACUAUCAUAUCAGGAAACAUGGUCCAUGUCUGCAUUUCGUCGCGCAAGCUCAACAACCUCUACUGCCUCUCGGCAGGUGCACAACCCAAUGCCUCCGUGUCCAGCAAAGCUACGCCUAGCACCAUUAAUGGAGAUUCAAAAGAGAUGAUGAAUCCUGUUUCGAAUAUCAAGAAAACCUUUGAUGAUGUACGGGAAGAUGAGGAGGUUGCGAAUGCCAUGAGGUUGGUCGAGGAGCAGAUGGAAAUGCAGCGGUCCUGGAUCUCGCACUCGAACAAUCAGAGUUGCGACGAGAGGGGGAUAUUCGUGUACGACUUGCCUCCAAAGUUCAACAAGGACCUCUUUUCUCAGUGCAACGACAUGAUUCCUUGGACUGAUUUCUGCAGAUACUUCACAAACGACGCGAUGGGCGAGCCGAUACCGAAGCUCGGCAGGAACUGGUACCAGACCCAUCAGUACUCUCUGGAGCCAAUUUUUCACUCCAGAGUUCUGAAACAUCCUUGCAGGGUCUACAAUGAGAAUGAGGCAAAGCUGUUUUAUGUGCCAUUCUAUGGUGGCUUGGACAUCCUGAGAUGGCACUUCAAGAAUGUGACAAAUGAUGUGAAGGACACAUUGGCAUUGGAGCUCAUGAAGUGGCUUCAGCAACGGCGGCCGUGGCUCAAAAACUCUGGCAAAGAUCAUGUUUUUGUGCUGGGCAAGAUCUCAUGGGAUUUCAGGAGAUAUAGAGGCUCCGAAUGGGGAAAUCGGUUCCUAGAGCUUGAUCAAAUGCAGAACCCGAUCAAGAUCUUGAUCGAACGGCAACCUUGGCAUGCAAACGACGUCGGUGUCCCCCACCCCACCAGCUUCCAUCCCCACUCAGAUGACGACAUCGUCUCCUGGCAGCAGAAGAUCAUCGGUUCGCGCCGCAAGUACCUCACGAGCUUCGCUGGGGCCGCGAGGCCUGAAUUGCCCGACAACAUAAGGACGUUGCUGAUUGAACAGUGCAAUUCAGCCGGCGAAGGGAAGUGCCACUCCGGCCAGUGCACCGGUCCCGAGACCGUCAUUGAGCUCUUCACGGAAUCCGAAUUCUGCCUGCAGCCUCCUGGGGACAGCCCGACGAGGAAGUCACUGUUCGACUCCCUCGUGGCGGGCUGCAUACCGGUGAUGUUCGACCCUUUGACGGCGUAUUACCAAUACCCGUGGCAUUUGCCAGAGGACCGCGGCAAAUUCUCGGUGUUCGUGGAUCAGGAGGAAGUGAGGCAGGGGAAGGUGAACGUGGUGGAGAGGUUAAUGAAGAUCCCUGCGCAGGAGAGGGAGGACAUGAGGAGCUACAUUGUGUAUGAACUCGUGCCAGGUUUGGUCUAUGGUGAUUCGGAUUCAAGGUUUAGCAAGUUUCAGGAUUCUUUUACCAUAACAAUGAACAACCUGCUGGAGAGAAUGAGAAGACUAUAG
Molecule: messenger RNA, 1593 nt
Organism: Syzygium oleosum
Lineage: Eukaryota; Viridiplantae; Streptophyta; Magnoliopsida; Myrtales; Myrtaceae
Product: probable xyloglucan galactosyltransferase GT20
Exons: 1
Coding region: 1-1593 (530 amino acids)
Molecular function (GO): glycosyltransferase activity
Source: RefSeq, a predicted model, not a curated record